AUGGUUCAAAUAAGCAUUAUCAAGUGGAGCAAAUUUGUUGCAAAUUUUGCCAUGAAAACAUCCAUUUUUACGGAGGCCAUGGUCGAGGUCUUCACAAAUUUCUGUUACAUGAUGUCAGCUUAUAAGUGGAUUGUGGAGGUUGUGCAUGAUGUUAUGGUUAUAAGUUUGCGGAAUUUCAAUCUAGAGUUCAGACAUCAUACCCUAGUAAUGCAUCCAAUCCACUCUGAUAGUCAAGGCUCUGUUAGAGCGCUUGCCGUACUUAGAGAUGGUCGUUGGAGUGAGCAAGAUGCCGCAAUUCUUGUUCCAGGAGAUAUUAUCAGCAUCAAAUUGGGUGACAUCGUCCCAGCUGAUGCUCGUCUUCUAGAGGGUGAAAUUGAUCAAUCUGCUCUUACUGGAGAAUCUCUCCCAGUUACUAAGAAUCCAUCUGACGAGGUGUUCUCUGGUUCAACCUGUAAACAAGGAGAGCUUGAAGCCGUUGUUAUUGCAACUGGAGUGCACACUUUCUUUGGCAAGGCUGCACAUUUAGUUGACAAUACUAACCAAGUUGGCCAUUUCCAGAAGGUUCUUACUGCUAUUGAGCUUGAAUGUAAACAAGGAGAGCGUGAAGCCGUUGUUAUUGCAACUGGAGUGCACACUUUCUUUGGCAAGGUUGCACAUUUAGUUGACAGUACUAACCAAGUUGGCCAUUUCCAGAAGGUUCUUACUGCUAUUGGUAACUUCUGUAUCUGUUACGAUCGCACUCGGUAUGGUAAUUGA
Messenger RNA from Papaver somniferum (opium poppy), 756 nucleotides. RefSeq names its product probable plasma membrane ATPase. Gene Ontology annotation, cellular component: plasma membrane. The coding region runs from base 1 to 756 and encodes 251 amino acids. Gene Ontology annotation, molecular function: P-type proton-exporting transporter activity. The record is from RefSeq and is a predicted model, not a curated record. NCBI's taxonomy places the organism in Eukaryota, Viridiplantae, Streptophyta, Magnoliopsida, Ranunculales, Papaveraceae. Gene Ontology annotation, biological process: regulation of intracellular pH; proton transmembrane transport. The transcript is spliced from 4 exons.